Molecule: messenger RNA, 4745 nt
Organism: Daldinia loculata
Lineage: Eukaryota; Fungi; Ascomycota; Sordariomycetes; Xylariales; Hypoxylaceae
Exons: 2
Coding region: 328-4557 (1409 amino acids)
Source: RefSeq, a predicted model, not a curated record
CUAGAGAUACUCAGCUAGCAACCAGACACUCUUCGCCAAUGUUGCCUGUAAGAUACCACCUAGCUCACGUAAUGACGUUCAUGUGAACCUCAUGCAUUCGUAGCACAAUGUGUGUUUAGUUGCUAGCCUAGGGGAGAGACUACGAUGACUUUGGAGUACCUAAAGGCUAUAUUCUUAGGUUACUAGGACAAAUAUUCGGUAGGGCUAAACGGCUUCUAUUGUAAACUUAUCAUUCUUGCCCAUUGUUUCCAGUCGUUUUAUACUGCUAGAGCUGGUUUGAUCUGCGAAUCUCAAGCUCAUCACAAGUCCAUCACAAGCUUAGCGACAAUGUCGACUACCCAGGACUUCGAUGCACUCCUCGUGCCCAUGCAGCUGGAUGCCUUUGUUCUCAAUAAAGCUGUAUGUGGUACUGGAGAUGAAGGCGAUACGAGUGCCCAUAUCUGUCCCAUAACACAGCCUAACUAUACCUUUUUACGCCUCGAAAACUUCCUGAUCCAAAGCGAUAUCCAAAAUCACGCCGACUUACACAACACGGCCCCGGCUGAAGUCAAUUCGCGUAUGACGGACCUGGGCGCGCGUCCUACUCCCCAGCCAUUGCGUCAUCGCUACGGUGUUUAUGUCCACUGGACGCUACCACGCUUCUACCGGUCAGGAGUGGCAUCCAGCGAGACGGUGCCUGAGGUCUCGCGUAGACAAGAACGACUUCGGCGUGGAUUAAAAGCGACGCCCUUAGGGACCGAACAACCUGCUCUUAUUACGCCUGAUUUUGUUCAACCACCUACGCGUUGGGUUGUGGUUCGUAGGAUUGACAUCGACAGUAUUCAGCCAGAAACAGCCAAAUCGGCGUUUGCAGGUCAUGAAUAUGAGGCAUGGGUAGUGGAAAGUGACCAUCUCUGGUCACUUGACGAUAUCCCGCUCAAUGUCGACUUGCAGAUAGAUCUGGCACCUUUUGUCACUGGUAAAUCGGGCCCAGACGUCAAUAUCGAGGAGCAGGCUGAGAUUUUUAUCGGACGCAAGACACCACUAGCUGAAUGGACUCCUGACGACCCCAAUUCGGAUGUCCAGCCACCCAAUAUCAGUCUUCUACGCAGCGGCAACCAACUCUUUGCCGAUUUUCAGAUGCACAACUCGAACGUCUUCAGUAUUCUUGACAAUUUUGAGUACGCUGACAAAAGUGGCAAGCCUCAAUACUUAACCCACGCUAAGGCUAGCUACUAUCUCCUGGGUUGGCAUUGGAAGGACGAUGCCGACCCGCUCUGGAACUCUACCAAAUCUACUGCACAUGGGGCAAGUUUAGAAUCCCUCUUCAUGAAAAUGAAGGGUGCCGACAAGAAUCCGAAUGACUGGAGCGACUGGCUGGACGACACGAGUCAGCUGCGCACAUUAUGCCACGGCGCCAUGUACGACGUAAUUUGGGAUCAGGAUAAGAAGCCUACUACGACGCCGGCAGAUGAAUACAAUGCCCGCAUCAGCGACCCGACGCAGGCAGCUGUGUCAGUUGGAACUACUCCCAUGGAUGCGCUAAUAUCUUACUGCCAUGCUCGCAAGGGUGAAGGCGAUAUUGACCAGUUAGAAGAGGACAUUCUUGCACUCGAGUCAUUACUGCUUUCACGCGACGAUGGUGUCGAAGCGCAACGUGAGGCUAAGAAUACCAUCUACAAUUGGUCCUUCAAUCGCUCACCUGGAGGGUCACACUUUCACUUCUCGGGCGAGGAUGAAACUAGUAAACAGCCGGUAGAGCCUAAGAGACCGGCAGUUCUGAAGCUGUCUGAAUUAAAUCAAACACAAAGUUUAUUAGACAGCUGCAACACCGUUAUGAAGCAAUACCGCUGGGACAUGUUCUCGUUGUGGUGGGGGUUUAUGAGCGACGUGGGCAACGGCGAGGGUAGCAGUAACGAAUCCGAGACUGAGGAAUACAAAAAUAAAGUGAAUGCCCUAGCAGAGCAUAUAGGAAGCCUGCAAGGCCGCAUAGAACAGUUGCAAACAAAUAUUGAUGAUUUACUAAAUCCACAGGAUAGUUCACAGAACCUCCUAGCGACAGCUAAAGCGGCAAGCAAGCCUGUCUUCUACCGUGCAAAUGACCCGACGGUCCUCAUUGGCGGCAUCCCAUCUGGUUGGCCUAUUGAUUACCUAGAUAAGGUAGCUGUCCGCGCGCCCACUCAGAUCAUUCCCGCCAGCGACACUUCCAAUCUACCAGCUCCCUUGAAGGACCUGUCUGAUCUUCUAAAAAGGCAGCUCCCUGACAUCCUCAGGGUACCUGCUAGUGCUUUAGUAACUGAGUUCUACAUCAUCCAACAAGAUGAUAGUGAUUCUAGCGAGCUACCUGAGGGUACAUCUUACCCUCAGUUUCACGAUCCUAAUACCGCCGUUUCGGAUGGGAGUUUACGCGACCAAUGGGGGAACCGGCAGCCAUGGUUCCCCCUUUACGUGGAGUGGGAAACUGAGUACACGCACGUGCCUUUCAACUACUGGAAGCUUGACGAACAUACUGCCCGCCUUUCAGUCAAUGAAAUGGUACGCUACGGCAUCACCGUUCCCUCCACAGACGGCCAGGAGCCACCGCCACUAUGGCAGGCGCUGCUUGAUGAGCAGAAGGGCAAUGGUCCGGACACGCGUGUGCUAUCUGGUCGGGUACUCAUCUUACCGCAGCCAAGCUUCUCGCUUGGCGCUAAGAUAGCACAACUCUUUGACAACACACCGCCAGAUAUUCUGGACAAGUAUUUAUCGAAGGAGGAGCGUGUCAACUUACGAGAGAAUGUGUCAAAACUGUCGUACUUGUCGAUGCCGCUCUCUGGAUUUACUAAUGGCAUAGUGACGCUGGCAGAUGGUAGCCACAUCAAACCUGAAAACAAGACUAUUGACUCAGGGAUUGAGUCCAGCUCAGCUAUUGCAGCGGCAGUUAACAAUAAGGCAGGUUUAAGUAAAGAACACAUUGAACUGAUCCAGGGAGAGUCGGCCUCAACACCGUACAUAGCUUUAGCGAACUUCCUCGACAGUGCAUGGUGCCCCUUUAAACCUGUGACACACGGGCAGUUUAGAUUCCGCAAGCUCAACAUCAUCGACAAAUUUGGCCAAGCCUUAGUUCCUAUCGAUCAAAACCCGCAAGUCAAUGGCCCUCCACCCUUGUAUCCUUGUAUCAGUGACUUCUAUGAGCCGCAAACCAUCAAGCUCGAUGGUAAGGACUACGCCAACACAGUAAUCAAGGAUAGCGCUGCCCAAUGCGAGUUUCUUCAGCUUCCACCACAAAUUAAUCAGAACGCACGUCUUAACGCCAGCUUUGUCAAGCGUAUUGCCGACGAUCCAGACAAUGAAAAAAAGGUUUUCGGGGCCCUCAAGACACCUUCUAGGGACUCCCCUGGAUCGGCUGCCUGGCGCCCGGCAUCUGAAUGGGAGAAUCCCAUCUGGGGCUGGGUUAUUACAAAUUAUGCCGACUACGGUAUCCAAUUGUUCCUAGCAGACGGGACCUUUUACCGUGAGGUUCGCUUCGGUGGACCUCUUGGGACGUUAGACGCGCCGAAGUGGUUACCCUUUAGUCCCAAUAAGGAUGCCCAGUCGACUCCCGAGACACGCCAGCUCGAUGCCCUCGUCAACAAACUCGUCGAUCGUGAUUAUCUGCAUGGCUUCUGGACCAUGAUUACGAGGGCACAAGAGACGCUGUCGGCCGCACCCAACGACUAUGCUCAGUUUCUCAACUCCAUUGUAGGCAAGCCGCUGGCCCUCGUCAAUACGGGCUGGUCUCUCGAACUAGACUCACCUCCAUUCAAAAAUCAGAGUACCAGGAGCAAGAUUACAGACCCAGAGCGUGCCUUAACGAAGCUAACUGAUACCGAAAGCCAGAAAGAUUACUAUCAGUUCCAAGUGCGACUAGGAGACCGUGAUGCUGCCUAUGACGGGCUAGUGGGAUAUUUCGAUACCACAGCCCCUGGUACCGACGAGCUCAAUCUUGACUAUAUCAGAACUUUCUUUGCCCCAGAUGACGAGAAAGUUGUGCCACUAAAGCCUCUCAAUACUGACGAAUAUCCACUCUUAACACCCUUCUGGGAGCCCCCCUUCCCAACCGAGCCUUCCUACAGUAACCCUGUUGAACCAGCUGACUUCGACAAUCGUCGCAACGCGCGGAUGUCAGUCUUCGGCGCUAUAAUCGACCCAUUUACACCUGUACACGCGUACUCAUCCUUCCUACCAGCGUCAGAACUACUACUGCCAUCAUGGACAUGGCAGAAGGCUAUGAACACUAUGACUGCAUUCUUCCAUGCGGGGCCUCUGACAUUACCUCUCGGCGAUGUACCGCCCUAUGAUCCCUCGCAAGUGCUUACAACACAGAAUGCAAGAGACAUUCCCAAGCGUGAUCUACCAUUGCCGUCGCUUGGCGUUGGGGACUGGAGCUGGUUCGAGCCAUAUUCUGUCAAUGAAAAGGGGCAUGGUGAACCUGCAUUCAACCCCUUUGGCAUUGAGAGGAGGGGCGAUUUAACGAAGCCCGGGUUCCAGGACGGCCCGUAUACUGCCGUCGAGGGAUUCUUGCAGUUGAGGAAUCCUAUCAUGAUGCCCAAAGAGUAGAACACACGGGAAGGUAAUCUAAAGUUUCUAAUUUGAUAAAGCUCAGCGUUAUUGAGGUUCUCCUAUCAAUGGAUACUUGGUACAACACGUUCAUUACGGUCUCUAGUAUAAGAUGUGAACAGCACAUCAAAUCUUGCUUUAUUCAGUGACUUGUUUUAUAUUAGUACCCUAGUUUAGGUGCUUAACUC